CUCCUCCCCUCUCACUCUCGCAGAGAGCGGAGGACGAAGAACGCGAGAAGAAGGAGAAGAAGAGGAAGAGGUUGUGAGAUGAAGGAAGACGAGAAGAGACACGGAGGGUUCGGGAAUGAGGAGGAUGGAUACGGCGAGAUGGGAGGUGCCGGGUGGAGCAUAGCGCCGAGAAAGUGUGAUUCCUGCGAGGCGUCGCCGGCGAUUCUCUUCUGUAGGGCCGACUCAGCCUUCCUCUGCCUGAACUGCGACUCCAAGGUGCACGGCGCGAACCGCCUGGCUUCCCGCCACGAGCGAGUCUGGAUGUGCGAGGUCUGCGAGCAGGCCCCCGCAAGCGUCACCUGCAAGGCGGACUCGGCCGCCCUCUGCGUCGCUUGCGACAACGACAUCCACUCCGCCAACCCGCUCGCGCGCCGUCACGAGCGCCUGCCCGUCGUGCCCUUCUACGAGCCGGCGACGGUCGCCAUGAAGUCGGCCGCGACUGCGAGCCUGCUCGUCCCAGCUGUUGAACCGGAUGACCUGCUGAAGGGACGUGGCGGCGACGGCGCGGAGGAGGAAGACGACGAGGACGAGGAGGCCAACGCCCGAGCGGACGAGGCCGAGGCCGCCUCUUGGCUGCUUCCCAACCCUAAGGUAUGUGCUCAGGAUUGCGAACUCAAAUCCGGAGAGUAUUUUUUCCAAGACGUCGAUCCUUACCUCGAUCUGGACUAUGGAUCGUCGAUGGACCACCGUUUCAACCAGAACAACGGCUCAGACAGCGUCGUCCCUGUGCAGAACAAGUCCACGCCUCCGGCAUCGGUUCGGACAAUCGACGGUUCCGAUCAGUGUCUGGAGAACGAUUUAUUCCGAACGAAACCCGGAUUCAGCUACACCACGGCCUCGCUUAGUCACAGCGUGUCGUCGUCGUCCCUCGACGUCGGAGUGGUGCCGGAUGGCAGCUGCUUGACCGAUAUAUCAAACCCUUACGGCCGGAGCAUGAAGGGCUCGGGAGCGAUGGAUCUGUGCGCGCCUCACUCGACAGCGCAGACCGCACCUCACUACUCCCCGCUCGACAGGGAGGCUCGGGUGCUCAGAUACAGGGAGAAGCGGAAGAACCGAAAGUUCGAGAAGACGAUCCGCUACGCGUCCCGCAAGGCUUACGCGGAGACGAGGCCGAGAAUCAAGGGCCGGUUCGCGAAGCGCACAGAGGUCGAGGUGGAGGUCGACCGGAUCUACUCCGCCGCCGCGGCCGUCCUCAUGGCCGACGCCAGCUACGGAGUCGUCCCCUCCUUUUGAUCCUGAAAAUUAAAGGAAAAAAGAAAAGAGAAUACAAGAAAGAAAAAUAUCCUGAACUUUUGAAGUUCUUCUCUGAUCUUCUUUCUUAGGCUCUUUCUUUUUCUUAUGCAGGUCCUUAUUUUCCCCUCUUUUCGAUGUCCGAAAGUAUGUAAAUUUUAUGUAUGCUCUUGAGCUAACUUUUUAUUUUUCAGAACUAUCUUCGAUUUUA
Molecule: messenger RNA, 1480 nt
Organism: Nymphaea colorata (pocket water lily)
Lineage: Eukaryota; Viridiplantae; Streptophyta; Magnoliopsida; Nymphaeales; Nymphaeaceae
Product: zinc finger protein CONSTANS-LIKE 4-like
Exons: 2
Coding region: 79-1272 (397 amino acids)
Biological process (GO): regulation of photoperiodism, flowering; regulation of flower development
Cellular component (GO): nucleus
Molecular function (GO): protein binding; zinc ion binding
Source: RefSeq, a predicted model, not a curated record